AUGGAUACUAACUCCUUAGGCCGAAGCAGACAAACACCGACUGCAAGAAAUCACAUCGUUUACACCGACCACAAGGGAAGAAAGAUCCCUUACGCGGACAAGAUCACCCCGGAGCCAAUCCUCAACAACAAUGCCGGCCGGGAUACAAAGGCGGACUCGAUCAGGAACAGUUAUAAUAGCCAAUUCAAAGUUGGCAUUUACGGCUGGCGAAAGAAAUGCCUCUACAUUCUUGUCAUGGCACUCAUGCUUAUGAUGAUUAUCAAUCUUGCUUUGACGCUGUGGGUUUUAAAAGUAUUGGAUUUCAAUUCGGAAGGCAUGGGUCAACUAAGAAUAGUGCCCGGUGGCGUACAACUACUUGGACAAGCGCUAGUACUGGACUCUCUCUUUGCAUCCAGUAUAAAGUCGAGACGAGGACAACCUAUAUCUAUUGAGUCAUCCAGGAAUUUCACAGUGACUACCCGUGAUUCGCUUGGAAUGUUGCAAAGCAGACUAUUUUUGGGUCAUGAUCGCUUGGAAGUUAACGCGGCUCGUUUAGAAGUGCGGGACACGAGGGGCACAUUGCUUCUGGGCGCGGGACAAGACGCAGUGACAAUCGGUGCUGAUAACCUCAUCGUGGCGAGCCCAGCCGGGGCCUCCUUCAACACAGCUGUACAGUCGCCCCUUAUUAAAGCGCCGCCUUCUAAACAAUUGAUGUUAGAAUCUCCAACACGGUCUUUGGAAAUGCAUGCGGCACAGAGUAUAGCACUGGAGUCUCGUGCUGGCGACAUCAGCGCAAGCUGUCUAUCCACAUUCCGGUUACGCUCCAUCGCCGGCUCGAUACGGUUAGAUGCACCAAGCAUUUACAUGCCGAAACUGAAGUCAGCAUUACCACUGCCACCUUCAGCACCACACACGCACGAUCCACACCAUCAAAACAUUUACCAACUUUGUGCGUGUGCGAAUGGCAAACUAUUUCUAGCGCCCCCGCACGGCGUUUGUGCCGCAAGAGAAGAGAGCCUAAUAUGCCGAUGAUGCUUUAAACUUUAUAUAUACUCCGUUUUUUCUGCACCAUCUUAAAACACAGUAUAAAGUAGAGAUACAGUAGUUCGUUGCCUUUGAUCACGUGUUAAAUUUAGACAACGUCUAGCCGCGUCACGACAGUUUAGGGAUGCUACGUAGAUUCCUUACAACUGAGACUAGGGCCCCG
Messenger RNA from Pararge aegeria (speckled wood butterfly), 1186 nucleotides. Its product is annotated as zeta-sarcoglycan-like. The transcript is spliced from 6 exons. Lineage: Eukaryota; Metazoa; Arthropoda; Insecta; Lepidoptera; Nymphalidae. Gene Ontology annotation, biological process: heart contraction; cardiac muscle tissue development. The record is from RefSeq and is a predicted model, not a curated record. Gene Ontology annotation, cellular component: sarcolemma; sarcoglycan complex. Bases 1 to 1011 code for a protein of 336 amino acids.